Messenger RNA from Saitoella complicata NRRL Y-17804, 339 nucleotides. RefSeq lists its product as uncharacterized. The transcript is spliced from 2 exons. Lineage: Eukaryota; Fungi; Ascomycota; Saitoellomycetes; Saitoellales; Saitoellaceae. Bases 1 to 339 code for a protein of 112 amino acids. The record is from RefSeq and is a predicted model, not a curated record.
AUGUCACUAUCAGAAGACCUAGUCGCAUUCAAGUCCGAAUACGGCCCUCCAUUCACCAACUCCAUCGACACCUCGUCCGACUCUCAAUCAUCGGUGCUAAUCGUCACACUCGAAGAUCAAACAUUGGCUGUAACAUUGUCAGCUUCUGGAUGGACCGUCGACCGAAGUUCUGAUCAAAAACUAAGAGGAAGAACUUUUGAGACGCCAGAAGCGUUACUGAUGAGGGCGAGUCAAGGAUUUGCAAGAAUAUGGAAUGAACGGUUAUGGGAUAAGCUAGAGGAAGCGCGGGUCAGUGUUAGGAGAUCGUUUGAUGGGGAGGAGGAGGUGGAUGGGGCAUGA